Molecule: messenger RNA, 213 nt
Organism: Dovyalis caffra
Lineage: Eukaryota; Viridiplantae; Streptophyta; Magnoliopsida; Malpighiales; Salicaceae
Source: the annotation of a GenBank genome assembly
AUGCACGCAAUUUCGUGUCCGCGUUUUCAAUUGCUUAAAAAAUGGAGUGAGAAUAAACAGUACCUGAGAGCUGUUAGUUUUUAUGGCGGCAGCGGUAGAAUCAAGGCGGUGGUGGCCGCCAUGGAGAAGGAGGACGACGAGGAAGAAGAUGAUGCCGCAUACGCCAUAAUGACUUAUACAAAGGAGAAUAAAGAGAAAACUAUGAUAGAAUAA